AUGGCUGGAAUUGAUGUUUUGAAGUAUGCUCAUAGCCCUGUGCACAAGGCCAUAGUCAUGAGGGAUUAUGCCAGUCUCAGGAGGAUUCUUGCUGGUCUCCCCCGGCUUUGUAACCCUGCUGAGAUUCGAACUGAAUCAGCCUCAUUAGCUGAGGAGGAGAAGGCUGAUGCCAUUGCUGCCGUGAUUGAUAGGCGAGAUGUCCCGAAUCGUGAGACACCUCUUCACUUGGCUGUAAAACUUGGUGACCAGACAGCUACUGAAAUGCUUAUGGUUGCUGGAGCGGAUUGGAGCUUGCAGAAUGAACAUGGAUGGAGUGCACUCCAAGAAGCAAUUUGCAAUAGAGAAGAAGCAAUUUCCAUGAUUAUAGUUAGGCACUACCAGCCACUGGCUUGGGCAAAAUGGUGCAGAAGAUUGCCUCGUUUAAUUGGAACUAUGCGGAGGAUGAGGGACUUCUACAUGGAAAUUACAUUCCACUUUGAGAGUUCUGUUAUUCCUUUCAUUUCAAGAAUUGCCCCAUCAGAUACUUACAAGAUCUGGAAAAGGGGUGCAAAUUUGAGGGCAGAUAUGACUUUGGCUGGUUUUGAUGGUUUCAGAAUUCAGCGUUCUGAUCAGAGUGUUCUUUUCCUUGGUGAUGGGUCUGAAGAUGGUAAGGUGCCUCCCGGGUCACUUUGCAUGAUCUCACACAAGGAUAAGGAGGUGAUGAAUGCUUUGGAUGGUGCUGGUUCUCAAGCAACUGAAGAAGAAGUUCGGCAAGAGGUGGUUGCAAUGUCUCAGACUAAUAUAUUCAGGCCUGGGAUUGAUGUGACUCAGGCAGUUCUCUUACCUCAGUUGACUUGGAGGCGGCAGGAGAAAACAGAAUUGGUUGGUUCAUGGAGGGCCAAGGUAUAUGAUAUGCAUAAUGUGGUUGUCAGUAUCAAAUCUAGGAGGGUCCCGGGGGCUAUGACAGAUGAUGAGUUUUUUUCAACUUGCAACGAAAAUGAAACAGAAAGUGAGGAACUCAAUGAUAUAUUGACAGAGGAUGAGAAGAGGCAACUUGAAAUUGCACUUAAACUGGAUUCGUCCGAAUUGUCGAACGAGAAUAGUGAUGGGAUGAUUGAGCAUCGUCAUAGUUGUUAUGAGCAUAGGGAGAUUCCUAUUGAAGAUGUAAGUAAUGGUAGAAAUGGAGAGAAUAAUAAGCAGGAAAAAAAAGGAUGGUUUGGUGGAUGGAGGAAAAGAGAUACUAAAAAUGAAGAGCAGAAAAAGCUUAUACCCCCAAGAAGUUCUCUCUGUGUAGACGAGAAGGUGAGCGAUCUGCUAGGGGAUUCUCCUUCAAGAAAUCAAAGCAGACCUGGAAGAAGUAAUGCGGACGUCGUUAUGAGGGGGGAUGAUCACCGGAAAGGAAGGGAUAUGAAGGCAUCUUCCUCUACGAGUUCUGAUAUCAGAAAUCGUCACAAGGAUGCAAGCAAGGAGAACGAGUAUAAGAAAGGGUUAAGGCCUAUUCUCUGGCUUUCCCCAAACUUUCCCCUACAAACAGAGGAACUGUUGCCAUUGCUUGAUAUUUUGGCAAACAAGGUUAAGGCAAUCCGUCGUUUGAGGGAGCUGCUUACGACGAAACUUCCAAUGGGAACAUUUCCUGUCAAGGUUGCUAUCCCCGUGGUUCCUACUAUCAGAGUAAUUGUCACUUUCACAAAGCUUGAAGAAUUACCACCGACGGAUGAAUUCGCAACACCCCCAUCAAGCCCCCCUGUUGCAGGCAUAGAGAGCCCAGCUGCAAUGCAAUCCUCAAGUUCAUCUUGGUUUCAGUGGAUAAGAGCUCCUUACAGCCGCCCUAGCUCGUCCGCUACUGGUUCUAGUAGUAGGAUUGAAACCAUCCAAGACCCAUUUGCAAUUCCCCCAGAAUAUACAUGGGUUACAGUUGAGGCAAAGAAAAAGAAAAUGCAGGAGAAGAACAAAUCAAAGAAAGGGAAAAGUCACCACAAAUGA
Molecule: messenger RNA, 1962 nt
Organism: Prunus armeniaca (apricot)
Lineage: Eukaryota; Viridiplantae; Streptophyta; Magnoliopsida; Rosales; Rosaceae
Source: the annotation of a GenBank genome assembly